Molecule: messenger RNA, 462 nt
Organism: Clavispora lusitaniae ATCC 42720
Lineage: Eukaryota; Fungi; Ascomycota; Pichiomycetes; Serinales; Metschnikowiaceae
Source: RefSeq, a predicted model, not a curated record
AUGUCCAAAUCCACAGAAAUCAUGACCGUGACACUCAAAGACGAUGAAGAAGAAAUCAAAAACGAGCGUCCUGAAUCAUACUACCGGGUCUCUUACACGGCGGAAGAGAAGUCUGCAUUUGAACAAGCAGCGCUUACGGCCGAGCAGAUCUUUAGGGAGCUCUCGUUGCCGCCCAUUGAUGCGUGGCCUUUAAAGGUCAUGAGCAUCGAAAGACAUAAUGCACAAGUUGAACGAGAGAAGAAAAAAAAGAAGAGAGCAGGUAAAAAGAAGAGAGAAAAUAUGGUUGAGUGCAGAGAAAGAAGACAAAAACGAGAGAAGGAAAGAAAGAAGGCAGCUGCCGAGAAAUACAAAAAGAAGUUUUGGGUAGGUAAACCUAAGGGAAAGAAGGCAAAGGGACAACUGAUAGCAAAAAGCGACAAGCCAAAAUUCAGGACAGAAGCUCCUAAGUUUAGAACUGAGUAG